AUGGAUAAGAAGACGACAAUCUACAUUGGAGCUAUGAUACCUGAUUUGGAGAGGAUGAAGAUGAUUAGAGGGAAGUUACCCAAGAAUGUUAGGGAAGACUUUACUAGUCAUUAUGGCAACAUCAUGGACCUACUAAGGAUAAAUGGACAAGUAGGGGCUAUCUUCGCCUUUACUCAAUUUUAUGAUCCUCCGUUGAGAUGUUUCACUUUCCAAGACUUCCAGUUGGCGCCUACACUAGAAGAAUUUGAGCAAGUUCUAGGAUUCUCCAAGAUAAAAGAAGGGCCCUACACAGAAAUUGGACGAGUCAUUGAAGUAGAAGAUUUAUCUAAAGCAUGGGGUAUACCAUUGGAGGGCCUUAGACUUCACUACAAAGAAGAGGUUAAAGUCCGAGGAAUCAAAAGGGAAUACUUAGAGUCCAAAGCUCUCUCCCUUGCAGACAAAGGUGAAUGGGAACCCUGUAGAGAUAUCUUUGCAUUAUUAAUCUUUGGUGUAAUUCUAUUCCCCAAUGUUAUGAGUUUCAUAGACUCAGACGCUGUUGGCAUAUUUUGGUCUGUAAAGGUCUUAGGCAAAGACCCUACUCAUGCUUUGCUCGCCAACAUAUACUAUGUUCUUCAUGUACAACACGGGAGAGGAGAAGGAGUACUACAAUGUUGCAUUCCUCUCUUAUAUUCAUGGCUUCUGUCACACCUUGGUAAGCAGAGAUAUAUGAUAAAAAACUUAACAAAAGAGGAGUGGUUGCAAAAGUCAAAGGCUCUCACUAUUGAGUCUAUUGUAUGGUGUCCUAAUAGGCUUGAAAUAAAGGAGGUCAUAUUUAACUGUGGAGAUUUCCCUAAUGUUCCUCUGAUUGAGACUCAGGCUUUCAUUAACUAUAACCCCACUUUGGCUUUACGGCAACUUGGGUACCCUUGGGAAAAUGCACCUUCUGAUGGACAGCUUCAACAGUUAAUCCUUCAUGAUAUGGGGUAG
This is a messenger RNA of Vicia villosa (hairy vetch), 966 nucleotides long. RefSeq lists its product as uncharacterized. Lineage: Eukaryota; Viridiplantae; Streptophyta; Magnoliopsida; Fabales; Fabaceae. The record is from RefSeq and is a predicted model, not a curated record. Bases 1 to 966 code for a protein of 321 amino acids. The transcript has a single exon.